This is a messenger RNA of Alligator mississippiensis (American alligator), 2988 nucleotides long. Its product is annotated as olfactory receptor 10A2-like. NCBI's taxonomy places the organism in Eukaryota, Metazoa, Chordata, Crocodylia, Alligatoridae. The transcript has a single exon. Gene Ontology annotation, biological process: G protein-coupled receptor signaling pathway. Gene Ontology annotation, cellular component: membrane. Bases 8 to 952 code for a protein of 314 amino acids. The record is from RefSeq and is a predicted model, not a curated record. Gene Ontology annotation, molecular function: G protein-coupled receptor activity; olfactory receptor activity.
AUGGGACAUGACUGGUGAGAACCGCUCAGUUGUAACACACUUCUUCUUUGAGCCUUUCUCAAACAUCUUCGAAGUCCAAGCCACCCUUUUCUUGCUAGUACUGCUUAUGUUCAUCAUUGACUUAGGGGGAAACAUUCUGAUCAUUGUGAUCACCCUGGUAGACCCUGUCCUUCACUCCCCCAUGUAUUUCUUCCUCAGAAAUCUGUCCUGUGUGGAAAUCAGUUACACCUCUUCGACCAUCCCCAAAAUGCUAUUAAGUUUCUUCUCCAAAGAAAACAGGAUCUCCUUUCUGGGCUGCGCCAUGCAGCUGAAUUUCUUUGCCCUUUUAGGGAUCACUGAGUGUUUUGUUCUAGCUGCCAUGGCAUAUGACCGCUAUGUGGCCAUCUGUCACCCUCUGCACUACAUGACCAUGAUGAAUCGGAGAGUUUGCUUUCAGCUUUUAGCUGUGUCCUGGCUCAUGGGUGUGCUGGUCGGUGUGGGGCAGACAGCUUCAACAUUCACAUUGCCCUUCUGUGGCCCCAAUAGAAUAAACCACUUCUUCUGUGACCUGCCUCCACUGCUGAAGCUUGUCUGUGUGAACACUUACAGGAAUGAAAUCAUCACCUAUGCCGUCACUAUCAUCUUCAUUAUGGUGCCCUUCAUGCUCAUCCUCGUGUCCUAUGCCUGUAUUCUGCAAACCAUCCUCAAGAUACCAUCAGCUGAGAGUAGGAAAAAAACCUUUUCCACCUGCUCCUCCCACCUUAUCGUGGUCACUCUGUUUUAUGGAUCUGGCAUUGUGACUUACCUAAGGCCCAAAUCCUUCUACUCACUCAGCUCUGACAAACUGCUUUCCCUGUUCUAUACACUCAUGUCUCCAAUGCUGAACCCUUUAAUUUACAGCCUGAGGAAUAAGGAGGUAAAGCAAACUUUGAAAUGGCUGAUAAGUAGAAAAAUAUAUCAUUCAACUGUGUAAUCCAAAAAUAUUUUAUAUAUUUUGUGAUUAAUUUGCAGAUGCUUUUUAUAACCUAUGUGAAAUAAAUUAUCAACACAUUGUCUAUAAAUAUUAUAAUGGUGCAUACUGUAUUCAUAUACUGGGUUACUUGAACCACCAGGUAGUCAAGGAUAUACCAUGGAUGGUGAAAAAUGUCCCAGGAAAGAGCUCCUCUGAAAUUAGCCAGGUAAUAUAUGUAUGUAUAUAUUUGUGUGUAAUUAUACAGCAAAUGACUUAAAAACCAGAUGCAAGUGACAUCAAUGGUCAGGGAAGAAAGCCAGUAACAAAGCAGGGAAACAAAUUUAGGAAAAUUGUGCAAGUAGUAGUGGGAUAUUCUUCUCAAAGGUAAUUUAUUCCUGUGCCAACAGAGAAUAAGUGAGCUGGAUUCUAGCCUGUGAUUCCAGUGGGGAGCACUCUGUGGAGUCUGACUAUGUUUAAAAUUUACUGGAAAUAAUUCCUGUAAAUAAUUCUCUAAUUAGAUGUUCUUUUCACUGUUGAUGGAGAUGGCACUCUGGGCCUGGCAACAGGACCUGGAGGCUGUCCCCUGAUUUGUUUUCCAUGAUUUUGUUUUGUUGUACUGGGUGAGUGUUGCCCUCAGUUUAUUAUAGUUUUGUAAGGACCUUAUUACACCUUAUGCUGCGAGCUGCACAGAUGUUGAUCAGCUUAGUGCUAGCUUAGAGUUUGGAGCAGUCACACACUUAGUCUAGAAACCUUCUCUGAUUGUCCUCCAAUGGUACAGCUAUGAAUUGUCACUGUGAAUUGUUCCCCUGGUGAGCCGGGGAAGGACUAGGAGUUGCAGGUGGAAAGUUUGUUCAUAAAGAACAGGGAGGGGCCCCGGCAUUCUGGGAUACUUGAGGACUUCAAGUUGAGUGGCACAUCUGUGGGGAGUGGCCACACCUUAAAUGAGCAAGAGCUGGCUAUGCAGACCAGAGAUAACUCUGUCCUGGAAUGGCAUAAUUUUGAGCCACAUAACAAGUGCUUUAAGCCACUUUAAAGUGUUAAUGCACAAACAGUCCAGGUAUUAAGACCUCCAGGAGCCACCCAAAAAUGACCCUGUAACAAGGCCUUGUUUUGUAGCAAGAGUGGCUGAUGGUUUCUGAGGAGAAAGAAAGAAGCUCUUAGACAGCUGGGGAGCAUGAAAAAAUAUUCCAGGGUGGACAGCAUGAGAAGAUCCCAGGGUGGAUAGAAACUGCCAUGGUAGAUAGAGGAAAAAGGAAUAGUCCCAGGGUGGACAGAACAAAAUCCAAGUGAAGACAGAGGGAACUAGAAUGCCAUUAAAAACAUUUUUUUGGAGCAGUCUGCUAUGCUUUUAGAGAUAAGGCACUCUGAUUCCUCUUCUUUAAAAAAAGAAAACACUCCUUCCUUCCCAGGAGCUGACUGAAAAGAAAGAGCUCCCAGAGGUUAGAGUGCUAUGGAUCACAAGGAAGCCAGAGACUGGGAAGAGCCAGGGUCUCAAAGCCAGAGGUUUGGCUCUUGUGAAGUUAUGAUAGCGCUGGCUCCAGCGGUGUCUUCUCAGGACAGGACGACCGCAUAAGGCUGUUUCCUGGGGAGUUCCAAGGAAAAGCUUUCCGCUGUCUCUCAAAAGAAGCACUUUGUUCUUGUGUGACAAUUCUUCUUUUAAGUGUCUUGUUAAGAUUUCCUGUUUGUUGGAAAAUAAAAGUGAUGUGUUUAUUACAUUAGAAAUUGAAAUUUGAAACAUGUUUAGAGUGAAAAAAAGCCUUGAUAUAAAAAUAAGUAAUUUCAAAUGUUUCUUGAGAAUUGUAUUUUAUUUUUUGUAUAUACUUUCCUCUCAGUAGGCAUGCCUACAUGUGCAUUCACUGCACAGUAAUUUACUGUGCAGUAAUUUACUGUACAUAAGCGGCUUUUAGAUUGGCAUCUACACGUAUAGGCAUUAUUGCACAGUAAUGUUGUGUGUGCUCUGACUUAGGAAUAAAGUUACUCCCAACUAAGUGGGUGUAACAAAGUGGGUGUAAAUUUGCUACCUAUAUCGUGCAGGUAGCAAAUUUCUUCCCAACUUG